Molecule: messenger RNA, 1851 nt
Organism: Penicillium malachiteum
Lineage: Eukaryota; Fungi; Ascomycota; Eurotiomycetes; Eurotiales; Aspergillaceae
Exons: 4
Coding region: 1-1851 (616 amino acids)
Source: RefSeq, a predicted model, not a curated record
AUGACCUCCCGCGAAGAAACAGUCCUGCCUCCCAUUGAUCCUUCCAUCUCGGAUGAGAAUGAUUGGUGGGAGUUUGGCUUGUCCGAGGUUAAGGUCUUACGACCAGGGAAGAUGCUUUAUGCGAACCUCCUUGAAGCCACUGAGAAGAAUCCCGUGCAAGUUAUUGGAGAGCUGCAGCUCAAACCGAAUCAGGAACACUUGGUACUGAGCCCUGAUGCCCUCUCCAAGCGAAUGAUCAUCGACGAUGUCACCCACUAUGCCUACGGCCAAGCAGAAGAUCGUAGCGUCCAGCUCUGGGUUGCUGGAAGGGCGGGUUGGUACCGGAUCUCACCCGCCAAGGGCUACCUGCCUCACUUCAAUCGCAUGGUUCAGGCUGUCGACAUGUACUACUUCCUGAUAGACAGGCAUCAACAUGGAAAAAAGCAGCUUAAUCCAACCUACAGAAACCUGUGCGAACAGUACGUCUUCCAUACACAUGGCGAUUGCGAGACACGGGAGCAGUCAGCUGAGACCUUCGGAAUGCACGGUCCUUUUCUCCUCCGCUGCAUGAUUGAGGAUGAUGAAGACAUGGAGUGGAACAAGACUAAUGUUUUCAUCCAUCUCCGUCGUCAAUUCAAAUCUAGCAAUGACGAAGAGGAGGAAGAGGACGAGCCCGAAGUCAUGACUCCUCGACACGACCCAGCUGCAAUUGCCAAAUCACAAACCGAUGCUGUCUAUCAUCUCAUACAAGAACUCAAAGACGAGGGACACCUCGCCAAACGCCGAUUACACAUGGACUUGUUGUCAGAACGAUUGUCAAAACGCUAUUCAUUUAGCAAAGAAAACGCCCACAAGAUCAUCGCCGCUAGGGCAAGUGCCGUCCUUGAAAAACUGGAUGAAGAAGACAUACCUGGCUUCAAAUGGUCUCGUUAUGUGAUCCACCGAGAACUUACUCACGCCGCCACUCUGCCCGACCCCUUACCCCCCGCUCUUCUUACACCCUUACAACCCAUCGAAGACUCCAGCGACGACGAGGCCCUUAUGCGAACCCAUAAGUCUGUGCUCCGUCCCAAAAACGCCUCAGUUUCCCGCAAAGUGAUGGGUAAACGAAAUCGCAAUGGAACCGCCGAUCAAAAGCCCACUCAGUCUGAUGACGAUGAAGAUCAUGAUGACAAUGAAAAUGACGAUGACGAUGAUCCAGACGCCAUGUCGGACGUGGAGACACCUAGCAAAAUCCGCGGCCAUGAGCUUAUUCGAACUCCAUUGGCUUCUGCCAAACCCCAAACCAGAUCAUUCCUAGGUAGAUCUGGCACAGCAACCUCUCUCCUACAAACCAUGCUCCAGGAUACCCCACAAACCUCUACCACCCUUGCAUCUACUCUACCCAUUGAAAAUUCAAUACUCGGAAAUAUUCCUCCACUUCCUGAUUUGACCACUAACACUGACCCUGACCCUGACCCUGAACCCGAGCCAGAACCUGAUACUUGGACUUGCCGCAUGCAGGAUUGUUCCAAGGUAAUCACGACCAAGGGCGAUGAACGCCAGAAAGAAAUUGAACAUCAUGCCGGCGAGCAUGACUGGGAAAUGCAAAUGCGAAUUGAGCUCGUCGAGUCAGAGCGACGCAUGCAUUCCGUCUUCCCUGUUAGCAAUCUCAUCAAGUAUCUGCUAGGUCAACACCUACAACAGAUGCGCGAAGCAUUCCCGGAAAUCCAUCACGGCCGGACUGGAAUCAAUGGUAUCAAUGGAAAUGGAGAUGAGAAUGGGAUGACCGAACAAUCACAAUCUGUUGAUGAUGAUGAAAGUUCCAUUGAAACUCCAAGUCGCCCGUCUUUAGUGGAGCGGAACCAAGAUAUGAAUGGCCAUACGAGCUGA